UCCGCAAGGCCUUUUUGCAGGUGCAGCUGGUGAUACGUAGCUGUUGGGAGCAUGUUCAUUCCAUCUCAUGUGGCUCAGGCUUUGUUUUCCUUCUUACAAACAACAUUGACAUGUGUGCAAAAGGCUGCACCAAUGCGUGCAAUUGACACACCUGGUUAAACAGCCAAAGUGUGUCCACAUGUGAACACAUUUGCUUGGCAUGUUAUACUUCAACUUUUGGUUGGCAUUCCUAUACUCUCACGAAGGCGUUCGUGCAACCGUUUAGCUCAAACAUCCAGUUGUUCUCAGCGCUGAGAGGGCGCAGCGCUCAGGUGAACACCUCCGCGGGAUCUUCCCCGCACCCAGUUGAGUCUUCGCCACGGGGACGUGUUGCAGUGCUGGCGGGGUGGAGGAGGGCGAAGCUCGUGACCCCGACGGGCCAGCCAUGAGCGCAAUGGCCCCAGAGGCAAUCCGAAGUUUGCAGCUGAAAAACGCGGAUGACGAGGACAUGACCCUGGUCUCUCACCGGACCCUCGAAGAAGACCGGCGGAAGGUCAUGGCGGUCAGUUUCCCACAGCUCAAUGAGGGCACUGCUGUGGCGAUCGUAGCAAGAUCUCCCAAUGGCGAGCACAAGGAGUUUGUAGCAACCCUGAAGGGUGAUAGCUGCGAGCUAGUCAGCGGCAGCUGCCAGAUCACAUUCGAGGAUCUGUCGCCUGCAGACUGCAUUGAGUAUUGUUUUGCAGAGGCGCCCACUGAAUGGAAUUUGGCGCAGGUCUGUCGUGAGGCUCUCGAGACGUACAGAGGCAUGAAGUUCGAUGCCUGGAAGCAAAUGCUACAGAAGCCCACCUGCGAGGCACAGUUCAGGCGUAUGCUGCAGCUGGGUUGCGUCACCCAGCUCUACGAUCCUCAGCUGUUCCCAACGCCAAAGGCGUUCCAAUCGCAGUACCAGGUGACGGAUGACCGCACCGGGAAGCUGAUUCAGCUGCCACACCCAGUCAAGGAACUCAGAGUGUGGGAUGCCAGCAAGUUGCAGUACGUGGUCAUCGACACCAAGUUGACUGGUGCACCCGCGGAGGCGGAGAAAGCUGCUUGGUGGAAAGACUUCAUGGACCAACUGCGUGGGGAGCAUGGUGAUGAGUACAUUUCCGGCCUCAUGGCUGGAAAGUGAGGUGCAAAGGAGCCCCUGUGAUUUUCAUGAUGCUGAUGGAGUAACGAGUUUCAGUUUCAAUCAUUUUGAGGACAUGCAGACGAGCUGGAGAGAUCGGGCCGGAAAUCCGCUUAGAGCCCAGACCUUUGCA
Messenger RNA from Durusdinium trenchii, 1277 nucleotides. The record is from the annotation of a GenBank genome assembly. NCBI's taxonomy places the organism in Eukaryota, Dinophyceae, Suessiales, Symbiodiniaceae.